This is a messenger RNA of Mesocricetus auratus (golden hamster), 3813 nucleotides long. It is a transcript of the gene Wdr48, whose product is annotated as WD repeat domain 48. Gene Ontology annotation, biological process: protein deubiquitination; double-strand break repair via homologous recombination. The record is from RefSeq and is a predicted model, not a curated record. The transcript is spliced from 19 exons. Bases 78 to 2108 code for a protein of 676 amino acids. NCBI's taxonomy places the organism in Eukaryota, Metazoa, Chordata, Mammalia, Rodentia, Cricetidae. Gene Ontology annotation, molecular function: ubiquitin binding.
CAACCGAGGGAACCAGGGCGGGACAUCCGCCGGCGCCGGCCGCUCCCGGAAGUGACGUCGGAGUGUCAACAUGCAAGAUGGCGGCCCAUCACCGGCAGAACACAGCCGGGCGGAGGAAAGUGCAGGUUUCCUAUGUUAUUCGAGAUGAAGUGGAGAAGUACAAUCGGAAUGGAGUCAAUGCCCUGCAGCUGGACCCAGCGCUCAACAGGCUCUUUACAGCGGGGCGGGACUCCAUCAUCAGAAUAUGGAGUGUCAAUCAACACAAGCAAGACCCGUACAUAGCAUCUAUGGAGCACCACACAGAUUGGGUGAAUGACGUCGUGCUCUGCUGCAAUGGGAAAACCCUGAUAUCUGCUUCCUCUGACACGACGGUCAAAGUGUGGAACGCACACAAAGGAUUCUGCAUGUCCACACUCAGGACACAUAAGGAUUAUGUAAAGGCCUUAGCAUAUGCCAAGGAUAAAGAGCUGGUAGCGUCGGCUGGGUUGGACAGACAAAUAUUCCUUUGGGAUGUGAACACUCUAACAGCACUGACUGCCUCAAAUAACACUGUCACAACCUCUUCUUUAAGUGGGAACAAAGAUUCCAUUUAUAGCCUGGCCAUGAACCAACUGGGGACAAUCAUUGUAUCAGGGUCCACUGAGAAGGUUCUGAGAGUGUGGGACCCAAGGACCUGUGCGAAACUCAUGAAGCUGAAAGGACACACGGACAACGUGAAGGCCCUGCUGCUGAACAGGGACGGCACACAGUGUCUCUCUGGGAGUUCUGACGGGACGAUUCGCCUGUGGUCCCUGGGCCAGCAGAGGUGUAUAGCAACGUACCGAGUCCACGAUGAAGGCGUUUGGGCUCUACAAGUCAACGAUGCCUUCACACAUGUAUAUUCUGGAGGAAGGGACAGGAAGAUUUACUGCACAGACCUAAGAAACCCUGACAUUCGGGUGCUGAUUUGUGAAGAAAAAGCACCAGUUCUCAAGAUGGAGCUUGACAGAUCAGCAGACCCCCCUCCUGCAGUCUGGGUCGCGACAACAAAGUCCACAGUAAAUAAGUGGACACUGAAGGGAAUUCAUAAUUUCCGAGCCUCUGGUGAUUAUGACAACGACUGUACAAAUCCCAUAACGCCCCUCUGCACACAGCCCGACCAGGUUAUUAAAGGGGGCGCUAGUAUCAUUCAAUGCCACAUCCUCAAUGAUAAGAGACAUAUACUAACCAAAGAUACAAAUAACAAUGUGGCAUACUGGGACGUGUUGAAGGCAUGCAAAGUGGAGGAUCUGGGCAAAGUGGACUUUGAAGACGAAAUUAAGAAGAGGUUUAAAAUGGUGUACGUUCCAAAUUGGUUCUCAGUAGAUCUAAAAACAGGGAUGCUGACAAUUACCCUGGAUGAAAGUGACUGCUUUGCUGCCUGGGUUUCUGCGAAAGAUGCUGGCUUCAGCAGUCCCGACGGGUCAGACCCAAAAUUGAAUUUGGGAGGACUUCUCCUACAGGCUCUCCUUGAGUACUGGCCGCGAACGCAUGUGACUCCCAUGGACGAAGACGAGAAUGAAGUGAACCAUGUGAGUGGGGAGCAGGACAGCAGAGUCCAGAAGGGAAAUGGGUAUUUCCAAGUGCCCCCCCACACCCCGGUGAUCUUUGGCGAAGCUGGAGGUCGCACACUAUUCAGGCUGCUCUGCCGGGACUCCGGGGGCGAGACGGAGGCAAUGCUUCUCAAUGAGACAGUGCCACAAUGGGUAAUUGACAUCACUGUGGAUAAAAAUAUGCCCAAAUUCAACAAAAUUCCUUUCUACCUCCAACCUCAUGCAUCUUCAGGAGCAAAAACUUUAAAAAAAGACAGGCUCUCUGCCAGUGACAUGCUGCAGGUCCGGAAGGUGAUGGAACAUGUCUACGAGAAGAUUAUCAACCUGGACAAUGAGUCUCAAACCACCAGCUCUUCUAAUAACGAAAAGCCAGAGCAGGAAAAGGAGGAUGACAUCGCCGCCUUGGCAGAGGAGAAAAUUGAACUUCUGUGCCAGGACCAGGUUUUGGACCCAAAUAUGGACCUACGAACAGUAAAGCACUUCAUCUGGAAGAGUGGCGGGGACCUCACGCUCCAUUACCGGCAGAAGUCCACGUGAAGGAGCCUCUCCUGGGUUAUUAUCAACCUUCCUCUGUGGCCCCGAGUAGUCCUAGGAAGCCUACCAAGCCCUACGGGGAGCAGGACCUCCACCAGCCAAUUGAUGAAGUGACUAAUCGAGAUGUAAUAUAGAACCAGGCUCCAUGCAUAGACUGAGGUGUCCCCAGGGACUCAGUGCGAGGACAGAAGACCAAGGCAUCCUUCGAGGCAUACAGAGAACCUACAACAGACAGGCCGUCCGUGCAGACUGUGCUGACUCCCUUUGAAGGGCCCGCCUCUGCUCAGCACUUGUUAGAUAGAGAACAUCGGCGGGCCACAUCUGUCACUGCACUUCAGUUUCAAACCCAUGAGUUCUGCAUUUCCUAAGUACAUUCCACUCAUGCAGUACUUAUGAAGGCUUUCUCUAAAUUUGUCAUUAUCCAAAAAAAAGUUGUUUUCAUCAUCAUGUAAGAGUUUUGUUUUAAUGGGAAUCAUCACUGUUACACAAUUCAAGAGCCAGCCCAUUUCGUAAGGAAUGACCAUGUCCGGCUACUUGUGAAACACCGAGUCUCAGCUGUGCUCUGUAGAAGACCUGCCACUCCAGGGUGACGGUCAGUACUUGGACUUGGAGGCCACCACCUGUGUUGUGAAGCGCUGUCCCACAGUAACCUGGCCACACCACAGCCCAACAGCUGUGGCCACCGCCCUUCCUCCAGCACCCGGUCCUCACAGGGAGCCUCAGCGGGAAUCACAGCCUCGCCCUGGGUGAGCAUGUUACUGUCCACUUAAGACCGAAGUUUGUGCUGUUAGAGUAAAGAGAUCUCACAGUCAGUUGGUUUGAUAUUUAUAUCGGGGUCCGUGUUUGUUUCUCCAGUUUUAUGCGCAGGCUUUUGCUGUGCCUGCGUCCACAUCUCUGCUGUCUAACAAUCAAAAGCUUUCAUAGACUCACUUGGAUCUUGUACAGAAUAUUAACUUAUUGGGGAUAAACACUUCAACUUUGGCAGACAACACUUUGGAUUCUUGCCAAGGUCAUUCCCACUCAUAGAUAGUGGUCCCUGACUCUCCAGGAGACAAGCCUUGAACAAAGCCAGAAGCACACGUGCCUUCAGGGGCAGUUUAUCCCAGUCCAGUCACCUCCCUCCCGUGCGGCCUGUCCCCACAGGGGCGGGGGCUGGGGAGGGCUGGUUUUCUUUUCUACAUCUUCACAGGUUCUGCUGGGGACAGCUGACGGGUCCAGGUCCAUCCCUUACAAAAUGAGGCAUCAAUCCGCACAACUGCAGAACAGGGUCCCCUCACUGCUAGCUGUGGAGUAAGACAUGCCAUGGCUUCCACGCCCUCAGAGUGAGCAAAGGAUUAAAAUGUUCUCCCUUCCUCAGAGCAACUGGCCGCUUUUUUUUACAGUCCUUUUUAGCUAUCUGUGUCGGACACAACAGUGCACUUUUGGUGCAAAUUUUUUAGUGAUAGUUAUGAACUCAAAGAUAGGGUUGGGGAGGGGGUGCCCAGCCCUCAGAAGUGUUUGCACGAGGGGCCAAUGCACUAAGUGGGUUUCCCUAAGCCGCAGGAAGUUGGGCCCCUGUGGUGGAUCUUACCCCCAGCAUGGUUGUUCCUUUUUUUUUCCCCUCUAGUCAAAAUCAGUAAGAAGUUUCCAUAAAAUUGGACAGUCUGCAAUGCCAAAAGGGUCAGAGUCUGUAUUUCAAGUUGUAUAGAAUAAAGUUUUGGUUAAAAUA